AGUACAUAGUCCAUAGACUUAUUUAUAGACCAGUCCAUAGAAUAGUCAAUAAACUAGCCCAUAAACAAGUCCAAGAAUUAGUCUGGAUUUGAGUAAGUACUAGUCUAUUGCCAGGUCUAUUAUAUAGACUAGUUAAUAGCCAAUAUUCUUCCUAUAUAGAACUAUUCUUAAGCAAAUCUUUAAUGGUUGUUCUUUAUUCGAAAUUGUCACUCUGGGAACUAGUUCUAGGAAAAAUUUAACAUGCAACAUGUUAUUUCGCUGGAAGUUCAGCAUAUUUUUUGUUGGGAACAAGAAGUGUUUUAAUACCAAAUUGUUAUUCUAUUUACCCCUCCGACAUUAUUAUUAUACAACUAGAUUAAUCUAACUAAUAUUAAGAAUUAAGAAAUUUUUUAAUAAUACAACCACAUAUUUAUAAAUAUACUUUAUAUAAACUAUAAAUGUAAUGAAUGCGUGAUUGUAUUGAAAAACUUAUAAACCAAACAAAAUGAAAACAAAACAAAAAAAAUCCCAAAAGGUCCUGGUCCGCCUGAUGAAUGUACCAUCAACACACAUAAUAACACUACUACUAUUAGCACACACUCCGAAUUGACGGGAAAAUCAUCAAAUCUUUCAAAUAGUCGUGAUACCACAACGACAUCUUGUUCGGCAUGCCCUUCGGGGAGUUGUUUGAAUUUUUCCUCUAAUGAAGAAUCGGAACGUGAUUAUGAUUUGCUAACAUCAUCUAUGUCGCCUGUAUGUAACUGUGAUUGUGAAUGUGCCACACAAACGGCUAAUGCCACAACUAGUCCUACUCUAAAUACAUUGAAUGCCGCCUGCUCGCCUACACCCUCGUUGUCGGCGGCAUCGGCCUGUAAUGCUGCGGUCGAUGUCGAACAACAACAUUUUUCCUUUUCCUCAUCGAUUGCAAACCUUAAAUUACACACUUCUUCAUCGUCGUACAAUCAUCAUCAGCGUCCUUCCCAUCUUUUGCAUCAGCAAAAUCAUUUCUCAUCGCUACUGAAUAAUGCGGCCGCCGCUUGCUCGUCAUCAACAUCGUGUUUUAUAUCCUCUGCCAUUUCAUCGGCCAAUGUCUGUGCCACCGGACCAGCUACAGCUAAUAGUUCAUAUUUAUGUUCCACAUCGGCUCCCACAUCAGCCAGUGCUAAUAAUAGUUUAGCGGCGCGUCGUCAGUCUAUUAGUAAACUAUUAACUGCAACACAUAAUAAUAAUACUUGUAGCAUAAAUAAUAAUUCCACUUCUACAACAACCACCAGUCUGUGUGGUUUUAAAAACAAUUCCCUAUUGACUUCGCCACCAUCGGCUACUCAGCAUCAGCAGCAACAACAACAACAACAUUCCUUUUCUAGUUCUUCUCGUGGUUUUGCUGGUCUAUUUUGCAAUAGUCGUUCCGCAUCGAAAAAUGAUGUUAACGAGUCACUCUCCUCGCCUCAUCACAAUUUACCACAGCGGUCAUCACAUCAACAUAAUACCACAACAAAUCAACAACAUCACCACCACCAACACCAUCAUCAACAACAACAACAACAUCUCCAACAGCAACCACAUCAUAAUUAUGAUAAUAAUCAACAUAAACCAUUGAAAAGUAGUGAUAGUUUGUCAGAUGUUAGUGAUACAUUUGAAUGGUGGUUUCAAAGACACAAAAGAAAUUCAACAAAAAAGAGCAGGUAUAUAAAAACAAAGAACAGAAUUAAUAACAAAUUUAACAAAAAAAAAUCUUUCCGAAAAUGUCAUCAACAUCACAAAUCAGUCGUUUCAUAUUACAUCUGUUUUUAUACAAUUAAAAUAUUUUAACAUUCUUUUGUAUUUGUUUAUUACAAUGAUGAAAUUGUAUUCGUAUCACUAGAAAAAUAUAUUUUAGAAACUUGCACUUAACUUUUGUUUCAAAGGCACAUGGUUACUUCAAAACAAUAACAUGAUUGUGACCUUUUCUCUGUACAGGUCAAAGGUUGUUUUUUUUUGAUUUUCUUAUCUUUAUUAUUAUUCUCUAAUCAAGCUCAAACCCAAACAUUUAAAGGCAAUAUAAAAUUGUUUAUCAUUAAGCAGAGAGUAAUUCCAUAAAAUAGAAAGUCGAGGUAUUUAUUCCCUAGCCAAACAUUUCACCUUAGAAGUCAGAGUUCAUUUUGUGAUUAAAAUUUUAAUAUUUGCUAAAACUUUUGGAUACUUUAAAACAAAUAGAUGAAAACUCUUUUCAUAUUCACUGACGUCUUUCUUUUCUUAUUUCUCUGUGGGGAUUUUGCCGUUACAUAUCCUGCACACCCUACAAUUUGUAAAUUUAUAACCUUUGUGCUCAUAAACAAUAAUAAUUUGUUAAUAAUAAACUUUAUAUCUCUCGAUACACUAAAAGAAAUUUAGUUUAUUCAUUCCCUUAAGGGAAUUUUGUAAGGGUCACGCUCUUUUAUUUUGUCUAUAUAAAAAAUAAUAAUUAUUGAAGGUCAUUAAAAUCCUAACACACUGAAGUUGAAACAAUUAUAAAGAACAAAAAAUAAUCGAUCUAUAUUAAACUAAAUAUAUAAGUGACUAAUAAACAAAUACAUAUAAUUGUUUCAUAUGAAUUGGCGCCCCCAACAAAAAUUAUAUUCCUGAGAUAUGAAGUAGU
Lucilia sericata (common green bottle fly) is the source of this 2596-nucleotide messenger RNA. Its product is annotated as putative protein TPRXL. The record is from RefSeq and is a predicted model, not a curated record. The transcript has a single exon. NCBI's taxonomy places the organism in Eukaryota, Metazoa, Arthropoda, Insecta, Diptera, Calliphoridae. Bases 724 to 1791 code for a protein of 355 amino acids.